Molecule: messenger RNA, 3918 nt
Organism: Ostrea edulis (European flat oyster)
Lineage: Eukaryota; Metazoa; Mollusca; Bivalvia; Ostreida; Ostreidae
Product: coadhesin-like
Exons: 18
Coding region: 1-1671 (556 amino acids)
Source: RefSeq, a predicted model, not a curated record
AUGGAGACAUUUGUUACAUCGGAGACAUGUGGACGCUGGAAGAGGAAAUCUGCGACAUUGAGUGCUCUUGCAAUAAAUGGUCAGGAAUUGAUUAUUACCGAUGCAAUUACGUCACGUAUUCAAAAUCGAGGCAUACACGCAAGUGUGGUUUUUGGAACUGGAGAAGAUGUCCAUAUUACAGGAAGUCUAAAAGUACAAAAUCCAGGUGGUGCAGUCGGACAUGUCCAGACAGUGAACGGUGGUUGGGGUAGUUGGAAAGGGUGGACACAGUACACCAGCUGUACCAAUAGAGCAUUAUGUGGAUACGGGACACAGACUUUGGUCAGAAAAAGGCAGUGCAACAAACCAACACCACGUAAUGGUGGCAGAUACUGUAGGGGCGCUAAGCGAGAUUAUAAAUCAAAUUCAUGCUGGAUUAAACGCUGUCCAGUUCAUGGUAGAUGGGGAAAUCGGGGGUCCUGGAAGAAGAACGGAAAAUGUAGUAAAUCGUGUGGCUAUGGAACACAGAGAUACUACCAAACCAGGGCUUGUAUAGGACCAAAACACGGAGGCAGACCAUGUAGAAGGGCAACGGUCCAAUAUAAAAGCCAGACCUGUCUGAUUCGUCAUUGUCCAGUUCAUGGCAGAUGGGGGAAUUGGGGGUCCUGGAAGAAGAACGGAAAAUGUAGUAAAUCGUGUGGCUAUGGAACACAGAGAUACUACAAGACCAGGGCUUGUAUAGGACCAAAACACGGAGGCAGACCAUGUAGAGGGGCAACUGUACAAUAUAAAAGCCAGUCCUGUCUGAUUCGUCAUUGUCCAGUGAAUGGGAAAUGGACUCAAUUCGGACCAUUUACAAAGUGGACACCCUGUAAUAUCACAUGUGGCGAUGGUAUUAUUACUAGACAACAGGUCUGCAGCUGUAUGAAUCCCUCUCCUGCCCAUGGAGGCAGGCAGUGUUCAGGAUCAGAGAUCAACAUGGAAAGGAAACCCUGCAAUUCUAAACCCUGCCCAGUUAAUGGAAAAUGGACUGGUUUUGGGGCAUCUACAAAUUGGACUCCCUGUAAUGUCACAUGUGGCGGAGGCACCACCACGAGAAAACAGGUCCGCACGUGUACAAAUCCUGCUCCGGCCCACGGUGGAACACACUGCUCUGGGUCAAGUGUUAAAAUUGAAAAGAGGGAUUGUAAUUUGAAUCCAUGUCCAGUCAAUGGAAAAUGGAUUUUGUUUGGAUCUUUUACAAAGUGGACACCCUGUAAUAUCACAUGUGGCGGUGGUAUAACUACUAGACAACAGGACCGCAGCUGUACGAAUCCCUCCCCUGCCCAUGGCGGCAAACAGUGUUCAGGAUCAGAGAUCAACAUGGAGAGAAGAGCCUGUAAUUCUAAACCCUGUCCAGUUAAUGGAAAAUGGACUGAUUUUGGUGCUUUUACAAAUUGGACUUCCUGUAAUGUCACAUGUGGCGGAGGCACCACCACAAGAAAACAAGUCCGCACGUGUACAAAUCCUACUCCUGCCCACGGUGGAACACAGUGCUCUGGACCAAGUGUUAAAGUUGAAAAAAAGGAUUGUAAUUUGAAUCCAUGUCCGGUUGAAUAUAUGUUUUGUGAUCAAUAUGUAAUUGAUUUCUUACAUAUUGUAAAUUAUUGUGAAUCUGAUUUGUUAUACCGUCAAAUCACUCUGAUCUUGUAACAUUCAGGUCAAAAAAUUCUGCACCUACCCAUGGUAGAAAAACCUGGUCUGGACCAAAUGUUAAAAUUGAAAAGAACAAUUACAAUUUGAAUCCAUGUCCCGGUGAAAACCUUACUUUACGAUGUAAAAUGAAAUCGACAUCGGUUAUAUCGUAGAAAAAACAAUCGCGCUACUAUUCUUUUAAAAUUCAUUUUAGUUUUCUUGAUUGAUGUUCUAGUAAAUGGAAAAUGGACUUUGUUUGGAUCAUUUACAAAGUGGACACCCUGUAAUGUCACAUGUGGCGGUGGUAUAACAACUAGACAACAGGUCUGCAGCUGUACGAAUCCCUCCCCUGUCCAUGGCGGCAAACAGUGUUCAGGAUCAGAGAUCAACAUGGAAAGAAAACCCUGCAAUUCUAAACCCUGUCCAGUUAAGGGGAAAUGGACUGAUUUUGGUGCUUUUACAAAAUGGACUUCCUGUAAUGUCACAGGUGGCGGAGGCACCACCACAAGAAAACGGGUCCGUACCUGUACAAAUCCUACUCCUGCUCACGGUGGAACACACUGCCCUGGACCAAGUGUUAAAAUCGAGAAGAAGGAUUGUAAUUUGAAUCCAUGUCCGGUUGACGGCAUUCUAUUAUCUUAGGGCAGCUGAGUGUUAUCAAAGAGCUGUAGUACAACAUGUGGAAAUGGUUCGAAAGUUUAUGAGAGAAAACGUGUUUGUACACCACACACGUUUGGGGGAAAACCGUGUUCGGGAAAAAAUAGGGAAACGAAGACAUCAAAGUGUUUCCAAAGACAUUGCCAGUGAACGGAAAUUGGACACGGUUUGGGCUGUUCACAAAAUGGACAGUAUGUAAUGCUACGUGUGGUGGUGGAAGUAUGUUCAGACAACAAGUCCGAAGCUGUACAAAUCCUGCACCUGUGCACGGUGGAAUUAAUUGUUCUGGGUCAAAUAUCAAUAUUGAGACCAAAGAAUGCAAUUCAAAUCCCUGUCCUGUUGAAGGGAAAUGGUCUCCAUUUGGACCCUUUUCAAGCUGGACAACAUGUAACGUGACAUGUGGUGGUGGUUUUAUGUCAAGACAACGGGUUCGUAAUUGUACUAAUCCAGCACCUGCUUAUGGCGGAAAACCGUGUUCCGGAUCGAAGACUAACUCCGAGACAAAAAGCUGCAAUAUAAACCCUUGUCCAAUCGAUACAACACCAUCGACAACUGCUGAACCAGAAGUGAGUGGGGGGAAAUCAGAGACAACAUCGGGUAAAAUGGCUGAAUUGACCACGAUGUCCAAUACUGUCACAUCAAUAGACAAGGUACCAAAGUUGAAACUAAAUGGCACAACCGAAUCUCCUGAUAAGAAAACAGGGUUAACAAUUCCAACCACUGUUGCUGAUAGCUCUGAGGAGAAAACUACAAUAUCUAAUAUUGAGAUAACUAACGGGAAGACAUUGAAUGCGGUAGUAAAUACUACCGGUAUAUCUCCCAAAGACAACGUGAAAACAUCAACUUCAAAUCCAAUAUUACCCACUCCUAUAUCAACGGUAACCCCCGAGUUAGGAAAAAGCGGAAAAACAACCUGGAAAACUCUAGAUAACCAAUUGAAGAUUACUACUUCAAACGUGAUGUCAUCUGCGAAAGCACCAACUACCACUGCACCACGCAAGCCAACAAAACUGAAAUGCAUUCAUGGAGCUUCGAGGGCUGACCCAAAUAGUUGUGGGAAUUAUUUUCUCUGCAAUCACGGAACAGAAACUCGAAUGUCGUGUCCAAUUGGAACAUUCUGGGAUGAAGCUAAAUUGAACUGCAUGCAUGCUGAUAAUGUCGAUUGUAAGAAAAGACCCACUUCUUCACAAAAUAAUAACAAAGGUAAAGGUGCGACAUUCAAAUCACCAAAAUCGAGAUGCAAGAACGGGGUUUCACGAGCUGAUCCAAUUAGCUGUGCUAAAUAUUUCCUCUGCAAUCACGGAAAAGAAAUCCAUAUGACAUGCCCAUUUGGAACGCUUUGGAAUAAAACUAAAAUGAAAUGUGUGUAUGGCGAUGAUGUAGUCUGCGGGAAGCGACCCAUUCAUUCCAAAACCAAAACAAAAGAUGACCAUUCAUUCGAUUGUCCGAAACAGUUUGGAUUCUUCGCGAAUCCCAAGGAUCCAUCCAAGUACUUUCGCUGUAUAUGGGGAAAACCUCACGAAAAAUCGUGUCCAAAAAUACAAAAUGGAAUUCAAAAAAACAAUGUUUGCAUCUGGGCAUGAAAUAUAUCAAUAAAUAUAAACUUUA